Molecule: messenger RNA, 831 nt
Organism: Trichoderma aggressivum f. europaeum
Lineage: Eukaryota; Fungi; Ascomycota; Sordariomycetes; Hypocreales; Hypocreaceae
Exons: 2
Coding region: 1-831 (276 amino acids)
Source: RefSeq, a predicted model, not a curated record
AUGCGUCCCACGGCGACAUUGAUGCGACUGGCCUUGUGCCUUUCCUCGGCUGCUCCUCUGGUCUCAGCCUGGCCGGGCUGGCUGCCCGACCUCGACGCGCUCGUGGUUCGUGCUGACAAGGGCAGUGAGGAAAACACAGCAAACCCAACCAGCCCAACCAACCCGCCAAACGAAGAAGGAAACACGGCCAAGCCAACCCAGCCAAGCCAAUCGGGCAAGAAGGGCGGCUCAACAAAGACGGAUGACAGUAGCAGUAAGAAGACGACUGCCACCAAGAGCAAGACGACACACCAUACCAUGUUUGAUGCCGAGGCUCCUCCUGGAAAUGUUGUCAUGCAGACGCCCAAUGUUUUCGCCGGCAGUGGGCUCUACAAGAUUGGCGACUACGUCACCUGGGGCUGGAAUUACACAAACAUCCUCGGCACCCCGACCGCCAUCGAUGUUCUCAUCAGCUGCUCAACCGUCUCCGAGACCUGGACCCUCACCUCAAACAUGACCUUCAAGACGUCCGCUUCAUACGUUUGGGACAGCAGCGUCCAGGCCACCGACGUCGUUCAGCCCCUCCCCGUCGCCAUGUACACCCUCAUCAUCAAGGAUUCCGACGCCGCCAUCAGCACCAUCCCCGACCCUGGUUACUUGGGCACCUUUAGCAGCUUCACCUUUGGUCUCUACACCCCGCAGCCAUACGUUCCCUUCCCCGAGUGGCACUGCGACGCCUGCAACGCAGCCCUUUCCAAGUUUGACCACCACGUUCUUGGCUUUGCCAUCACCAUGGGACUGGUGACCGUGCUGAGCUUUACUUGGUUUGUGUCCGGCCUCGACCUCAACUAA